Messenger RNA from Salvia miltiorrhiza (redroot sage), 1432 nucleotides. RefSeq names its product transcription factor MYB86-like. The coding region runs from base 259 to 1269 and encodes 336 amino acids. The record is from RefSeq and is a predicted model, not a curated record. Gene Ontology annotation, biological process: regulation of stomatal movement. The transcript is spliced from 3 exons. Lineage: Eukaryota; Viridiplantae; Streptophyta; Magnoliopsida; Lamiales; Lamiaceae.
AAAAGCAGCACCAGAAUUUGCUUAGAAACCACUUGAUUGCUCUCUCUCUCUCUCUCUCUCAUAUGACUUGAAUCUUAAGUAUGAUUUUAUUUUUCUGUUAAGCCCCUUUAAAUGAUCACAACAUUUUCCCAAUGAUAUAGUUCACUCAGACAUGUUUGUUCAGCCAUGUUAGAGACAGACGUAAACUAACCAUAUAUAGCUGUCGCUAUUAAGUCUCGAUCUCCAGAAGAGUUGCUUCAAUUCGAUCGACCUCUGAAAAUGGGCCGCAAUUCCUGCUGUGUGAAGCAGAAGCUCAGGAAAGGGCUGUGGUCGCCCGAAGAGGAUGAGAAGCUCUACAAUUACAUCACCAGAUUCGGCGUCGGCUGCUGGAGCUCAGUGCCUAAAUUAGCAGGAUUGCAAAGAUGUGGAAAAAGCUGCAGAUUGAGAUGGAUUAACUACUUGAGGCCUGAUCUCAAAAGAGGCAUGUUUUCACAACAAGAGGAAGAUCUUAUCCUUAAUCUCCACCAAGCUUUAGGCAACAGAUGGGCUCAAAUAGCGGCGCAAUUGCCGGGAAGAACAGACAAUGAGAUCAAGAAUUUUUGGAACUCGAGCUUGAAGAAGAAGCUCCUGAAGCAAGGGGUUGAUCCCAACACGCACAAACCAAUGAUGAGCAUCAAAGAUGAAAGAGAAAGUAGCAGUGUAGAUUUGAGGUCAUCAUCGUCGCUGCAGAUUAAUAAUCACGGCCUCCAAACCUCAGGUUCGGAAACGUACAACCUGAGCAGCCUGCUGUGCAACAGCAAUGCUGCAGGGCCCAAAAUGAGAGAGAAUUUCUCCAACAAACAAGUCUAUGAUCCUCUCUUCUUGUCUGAAUUCCAAGCGAAUGUGGAUCCCGAUGGAUUCCAAUCCAACUUUCUCUCUCAUUCCAACCAUAAUAAUCCCAUCAAUAUUAACCCCAUUUGCGGAUUCAACUCAAUGCCCGAUUUAACCAACUUCGAUAUUCAUCACCACAAUUUGGCCAAAUUAGGGAUUAACGAAGCGAAAGAGAGCCCCAUUUUGAACUUCCACCACUCAAUCAUGAUGCAUACUGCAACUGCAGAACACGACAACAACAACAACAGCAACAACAACAACAACGCGUUUUCAUGGGACGACGAGGGGAAGCUAGAUUCAGUUUUCCAGUUCCAGUUCAGUGGGAUUCAGAUUGAAGAAAGGAACCAUGAUGGGAAGCUGCAGAAUAAUCCGAUUUCGGAUGAUGAUUUUGGUGCGUAUGUGUUUGAUCAUCGUAUGUAAAUUAAACUGUACAUAUAAAAAAGAAAUACAGAAAAAAGACACAGCUGUAGGAGAAGGAUAUUUGAUUGGGACAUUUAGAUAUUCCUAUGUUAUUUGGUUUGAGGAUUGGUAAAAGUGAUGUUUCAACAGUUUAUGAAAUUAAGGAAACGGUGAAUUUUGUUUU